AGCGGUAUCGCAAUCCAGUAUUGCGCUAAGAACUCUGUUUUCUUUAUUGGAUCUCUGUAACAUCCAAGUUGUAUUUCUUCUCAACAAACAUCAUUGCAUAUUUUUUGUAUACUUUUAAUUUUUGCAAAUCUUCGAACUGGUGGUCGUAAAAAGAUCCAUCAUCAUUGUUUAAGUAGGUAUCCGGAAGUUGACGCAAAAAUCUUCUCCACACCAGCUCAACAUUCGGCAAGAACAAAAAUGUCCACUUCUCGGCUUUUUUAUCUCCUGGCGCAAAGCCAGGUUUACUUUCUCGCCUACCACCUCUUCGCCGUUGAGGCAGCCGGAGCAGCAUCGUCGUCGUCUGCUUCUGCGUCAACUUCCAACCGCGUGGACACCAGUGGAGCUGAGGCGCGGAAAAGGGAGAGAGAAGCUGUACAGGCUUUAUUCAAUCGUGCGGUGGAACCACACUUUCGAAAAGCCGCGACCGAAGCCGUUCGCUCUACCCUCCUCGGCCGUUCAGUAGAGGCGGAGCGCGGACGCCGAGCGCCGGCGGCCGUCUCCCGGAAAGCGAGAAGCGUUGCUGAUGUAGUUGCUUCUAAAAAGCUGCAGGGAGAUGAUCUCUAUGGGCUCGCCUCCGCAGACAAUGUUUCUGAUUUUUCUCUAGAAGUCCUUUCGGAGGCUACUACCAAGACGGCUGUGGACCAACAGUUCCUUCGCAAGGACUGUUUACUCGCGGCAGCGUCGCAUAGUUCUGGGGAGGAGGACGUGGACGCGAGUGCGUUUUUGGAAUCUUUCAACGCGAAUCCCAGCGAUACCAUUCUGCGUCCGGGGAAGUUUGCGUGCUCUACGAACCAGAAGGUGGAGAACGGAAAGUCCUAUUUUUACAAUCACGAGUUUUUCCAGGAGCUGCCGCUCUCGCAGAAUUAUAUCAAAGGCCUAUUGCAGAAGCUGAUGCGAGAAUUUCAGUUUUUUAGGGAAGGCAGACAGCGGCUUUCGAGGGGCCAGGUGGAAGGGCAAGAGGGACGACAAGAGCGACGUCAAGAAGAACAUAGUAGUACCAGUGCUCCCGCUGCUCGACCAGAGGGGAAGAACCGCGCGGCUACUUUUGCUCCCUCCUUUCACACCUCGCUUUUUGUUUCGAAAUUGCAACUGAGCGCGGAAAGCGAAGAACGGUUGCGCAACGCGAGUUCCCGGACGACGAACGCCCCGCAAGCUUACUAUCCGCGAAUGUUUAAAAACCUCGCUGACGAGGUUGACAUCGAAGAGCCCCCGCGGGCAAAACCGAACGAGGACCGCCUGUGCCUGGUAUACACGAGGUCGCGUUUUCCUGGUUACGGGAACGGCAGCGGCUCACGUACUAGCCGGCAAGAGUUAUAUACGACCGAUUUUUCCGUGGAGGACGGAAAAAAUUUCAUAAGUGGGCUGACCCACGAGCACGUUGGCGAUCCUGAGUCUAAUGAUAUGCGUUGGGAAUCCGAGCGACUCCUCGGUGGGGCAGUGAGAUACAGCAGGCGCUAUGCAUUGCAGGAUAAAAAUCGUAGACUGGUCGUAGUAAGUACGAAUUGCAAUUAUACUUUGCAUGGCGCCACGAGCACUACAUCAUCUGGCCUCACCUGAAGUGUAUUUGCAUUGCUCAAUAUCAUUUCAACUCAAGUUUCUACUUAAUAGGCGCGAGUAAUGCAAUCUCAACUUACACGACGUCGCGUGACAUCCUUUUGCGAAAAAUGCAUACCCUCCAGCGCUUCGCCGUUUUGGAGGCGUCGACACUGCUUACGCUGUUACUUUGCACCGUGACGCUUACGUCUCCGGCGGGCCUCGCUCCAUCCCCUUUGUUCCCAACCCCGACCGCUGAUUAUGAAAGAGACUUGAGCUGCCGGGCGCAGAUCUGCCAAUGGGUAUCUGCCGAGGAAGAUGCCUGA
Molecule: messenger RNA, 1898 nt
Organism: Amoebophrya sp. A120
Lineage: Eukaryota; Dinophyceae; Syndiniales; Amoebophryaceae
Source: the annotation of a GenBank genome assembly